Molecule: messenger RNA, 2845 nt
Organism: Vicia villosa (hairy vetch)
Lineage: Eukaryota; Viridiplantae; Streptophyta; Magnoliopsida; Fabales; Fabaceae
Product: protein LOL1
Exons: 6
Coding region: 396-839 (147 amino acids)
Source: RefSeq, a predicted model, not a curated record
UAUUUUUUUCCGGUAUCCAUCCACUCGUAUCCUUUUCCACCAUUUUUUCUCUCUCUACCCCCCUUUCUUCACUAUACAAACUAAACUACUAGAAAAAGUUGUCACUUUUUGCCAUUGGACAAUUAUAUUAUAAUACUCCCAUUAUACACAAAUAACUUCUUGACAGUGUCUUAAAUUCUUCAUCCAUUCUAGUCUCCAUUCCUCCAACUUCAUGCAUGGUUUUUUAUUUCAAAAAGGAGGAAGCUUUUCCUUUGACUUUCACUUUAUCUGGUUUCUGAUUUGAUUUUCUGAUACCCUUUUGCUUCCAAGGAGUUGAAAAAAAUGGGAGAAAGUGCCUUGUUUUCUUUAUAGAAUUUGGUAGAGAAAGUUAAAUACCUUUGAGUUAGUCUUUUAGAAUGCCAGUUCCACUUGCCCCCUACCCAACUCCACCACCAGCUCCAUAUACACCACCACCAACAAAUGGUUCACAAAGUCAACUUGUGUGUUCUGGUUGUAGAAACCUUCUGGUGUAUCCAGUUGGAGCUACUUCUGUAUGCUGUGCUGUUUGCAAUGCUGUCACAGCAGUGCCACCUCCUGGUACAGAAAUGGCUCAGUUAGUUUGUGGAGGAUGCCAUACUUUACUCAUGUACAUCCGCGGAGCGACGAGCGUUCAAUGCUCUUGUUGUCACACAGUCAAUCUAGCUUUGGAAGCAAAUCAGGUGGCACAUGUCAAUUGUGGUAACUGCAGGAUGCUUCUUAUGUACCAAUAUGGAGCAAGAUCCGUGAAAUGUGCAGUUUGCAAUUUUGUUACCUCAGUUGGGGCUUCAGCAAGCACCACUGAGCAGAAGUUCAGCACCUAAGAAAAACCAUAUACUAUAAUAGCAAGGUCAUUAAAGAGUCUACAACCUUGGUUUUUGCUACUUACAUAUCAAUCUUAAGGAAUAACAAAGAGUGCAAAUCAGAUUGAAAACUUUCUUCACAUGUAUAGAGUUAUUUUCUCUUGCGUGACAGUGAUUGUAUUGAAUAUUUUUGUUAGAAUUGGACAAUUGGUGUAUGAAUAAGUGCAUAACUAUUUGUUCUAAGAUUCUUGAUUUUGAGAGUGCUAUGAAAAAUCCAUAUCUUUGGAUAAGGUAAAAUUUAUUCUCUACUCAAGUGGUUGAGAAAGUUACUAUGUGUGUAUGUGGAGCACCCAACACCAUUUAUUUCUUUCACAUAACUUUUUUUGCCUUUUGGAAAUAGAAAAAGUCCAAGUAUAGCAAAAGGGUAAAGCAGUCAAAUGGACUGAUUUCAACAAGAUAACAUCUAGGUCCAAGUCCUAGAUAUCAUUAGAUAUUUCAGAAUGAAAUUGAGGUGAGAAUUCUUUACCAGCUAGGGAAGCCUUUAGUUAUUCUAUGGUUUCCCUUUGUUGAUUUUGACAUGCAUGACUAAAACCAUGUUAAUCAGGAAUUGGAUAUACAUUGCAGAAUAUGACUGUGUUCUUACCUCAUCCUUUGUUAGUUUUGACUAAAAGCCGAUAGUAACUCCUUCUAGAUACUCAUUGAGUUUUGGUCAUUGAUUAUGUGAUGAAUAUAAAAAAAUAAGUUUUUUCUUAUAAAUAGAACCAGAGAGAGUAUCAAACACCUACACAAACACGAUAACAUUAUCAUGUUGACACUUAUAACAAUUUAAGAAAUUAAGAAAAUGAAAGUGAUUGAACGUAAUCAGAUGUGUUAAUAUUGUCGGUAUCGAACUCUACCAAUUUAGAUACUGGACACAUAUUUGCUUUGAAGUAUCGAACUCUACCAAGUUAGAUACUGGACACAUAUUUGCUCUGAAGAGUCGGUGUCAAUCAGUUAAAUUUUGACAUGGGGUGUAAACACAGAACACUUUCUGCCAUGCAGUACAUAACAUGUUAGAUUUGCAGAAUACAGAGAAGUUCAUUGGCGUAGCAGCAGCAACAGCUUUUUAUGAAUCAUUAAACAUUAACACCAUUUUUGGUAGUGCAAUGUUAAAUAGCUAAUGUCAUUUUCAACUUUUACACUACCCAAUUUCUGCUUUCAAAUAUUAAUAACCACAAGGUGGUUGCAAAUAUUAAUGUUAAAGUGAUCUGGACAACUCUUCAUGGUCCUAUGAUGUUGCCCCUUGUUCCCCAACAGCCUUGUUUAUGUCAGCCUGUACCGUUUGAAAUUUCCACAGAAUAUCUUGGUUACAAUCAUAUUACAAGUGUCAUGCUCAAUUGAAAAUCACUGUUUUGUGAGUACUAGGCUGGUGUCAUUUCAAGUUAACAAGAUACUUUUAUUUUAUUGUAACUGUCCCUUUAAUACUUAGUCCUUUCCAUAAGUUGUCUCUGUUGCUAACAUAUUAAAAAGCAAAAAUAAUAUUAUCAUUAUUUGUGGUUGUCACUGCAAAAGUAAGAAAACAUUAAGUGCCUUUUUUUAGCUUUUGAGUGGUCUCAAAUAAAGAUAAAAGGGCCCAAAAAUAUAGUUUGGCCUAUAAUCAUGUCUAUAUUACCCAUUUUUGCAAAGUUGGCAUUAAAACAAGUUUUGAACUAAGCAGAAUGCAGAAUUACCAACUUGGUGAGAAGUAUGUUAUGCUCUGAUCCAUUGGAUUGAGAAUCAUCCAUACAAUUGACAUCUGCAAAUGACCAAUAUCACAACAUUUUGACUAAACUGCCUCCAUUCUUAAUUAGGAUUAGAUAUUACCAACUUAGUGAGAUGCAUCCUCGGUUCCAUUGGAUUGAGAAUCAUACAAUUAUGCUUAAAAGUUAGUUUAAAUGGUGAGGUUGCCCUCACAUAUUUAUACAUUCAAUUAUCUCAGAAUUUAAGUAAUGUGAGACUUCAAAUAAUCUGCAACACAAAUACAUAUUAAACACCCACCUUCACGGGAC